This is a messenger RNA of Psammomys obesus (fat sand rat), 1397 nucleotides long. Its product is annotated as carboxylesterase 1F-like. Lineage: Eukaryota; Metazoa; Chordata; Mammalia; Rodentia; Muridae. Gene Ontology annotation, cellular component: endoplasmic reticulum; lipid droplet. The transcript has 7 exons. Gene Ontology annotation, molecular function: carboxylic ester hydrolase activity. The coding region runs from base 556 to 1206 and encodes 216 amino acids. Gene Ontology annotation, biological process: lipid catabolic process. The record is from RefSeq and is a predicted model, not a curated record.
GAAGAAGAUUCAUCCUGUUCUGCCUCUCCAUCCAGACAGCUUAGUCUCCCACCAAAGUCAAAACAUCCUGCCACUGAGGUCACCGUGUCCCUCAUUUUCUCAACCAAAAAAUUGGGAUGUUGUUACCAGGAAAGAUAGGGGUAGGGAUGAGGAGAAUACCAGCACAGAGGCAGGCAUUCUCUCAGAGCUUCAGUAUCUCUGACAUUGGGUAAUAGCACUCUUUAGUCCCUACUGCUGCCCUCCCACAGGCGCAGUGUCCUGCUCUGCCAUGUGCCAUGUGCAUGUACUAAAAGGAUGCCACAUAGGGUUCUCUUAUAGGGUUCUCUUAUCCUGCUUGAGAAGGAACUGAGAACACAGGUAUGAAGAUGUGCAUUUAUACCAGGAAGACUCUGCCCAUAAUCACUUUCUCCGUCUCCACAGAAUCUGUUUAAAUUCAGUUUACAAGAAGACGCCAAAGAGAGCCUUCCCUUUCUGCCACCUGUGAUUGAUGGGGUGGUGCUGCCAAAGGCACCAGAAGAGAUCCUGGCAGAGAAAAGCUUCAACACUGUGCCCUACAUGGUGGGCAUCAACAAGCAAGAGUUUGGCUGGAUUCUGCCGACAAUGAUGGGAAUUCCACUAAAUGAUGAAACACUGGACAAGAAGAUGGCCAUCAAAAUUCUGCAGAAAUUGUCUUCCAUUACUGGCAUACAAGAAGAUUUAAUCCCAGCUGUCAUUGAGAAAUAUAUAGGAGAUAGCAAUGACCCUGUCAAGAUCAGAAAGGGAAUCGUGGAGGUGUUUGGGGAUACGUUAUUUGGUAUCCCAUCAGUGAUUGUGUCCCGUGGCCACAGAGAUGCUGGAGCUCCAACCUAUAUGUAUGAGUUUCAGUACUACCCAAGCUUCUCAUCACACUUAAGACCAAAGAAUGUAGUCGGAGACCAUGGAGAUGAAAUCUAUUCUGUCUUUGGCGCCCCAAUUUUAAGAGAAGGUGCCUCUGAAGAGGAGAUCAAACUCAGCAAGAUGGUGAUGAAAUUCUGGGCCAACUUUGCUCGGAAUGGGAAUCCCAAUGGGAAGGGGCUGCCCCAUUGGCCAGAGUAUGACCAGAAAGAAGGUUAUCUGCAGAUUGGUGCCACCACACAGCAAGCCCAGAGACUGAAAGGGGAGCAAGUGGCUUUCUGGACUGAGCUUCUGGUCAACAAACAACCCAAGCCAGAGCACAGUGAGCUUUAAAUACAAAGCUUGCCAGCUUCAGACCAGAGGAGCCAUGGUACAGUUCUUCCACUUAAGGCAUUUGUAAAUCAAAGAUGGAUCUUGGAGGAUCCUGAAGAACUCUGUCAUAGAGGCAGGCAGAGGCCAGGGAAGGGAAAUCUUUGUACUUGUGGCCUCAAUUUGGAGAAUAAAUGUUCUUUAUUAUCGUCAAA